Cryptomeria japonica (Japanese cedar) is the source of this 3882-nucleotide messenger RNA. RefSeq names its product probable transcriptional regulator SLK2. The transcript is spliced from 12 exons. Gene Ontology annotation, cellular component: nucleus; transcription regulator complex. Bases 757 to 3390 code for a protein of 877 amino acids. Gene Ontology annotation, biological process: positive regulation of transcription by RNA polymerase II; negative regulation of transcription by RNA polymerase II. Lineage: Eukaryota; Viridiplantae; Streptophyta; Pinopsida; Cupressales; Cupressaceae. The record is from RefSeq and is a predicted model, not a curated record.
UGCGCGCAGCGAUUACUGUGCAAAAGGAGGGGAAGAAGAGCCAAAAAGCCAGUGGGUAAAAACAGUCAAUCCGUGGUCUUUUUGGGGUAGCUACUGAGGGAAUGACAGCAAAUGAUAUUUUUUUAAAAGAAUUUUUAUUCCUCUUUCUCUAAUUCGCGGUUUAUUGAGCUUUACGGGAGGAAAAUCGAGCUAGGAAACAUUCAGAUUGGGCGGUCUUUGCAGGACAAGAAAUCUCAACUCGGAUUACAGGUUUGAGGAUUGAAAGAAGUUUUAUUUUGAGAGAUGGGUAAUGCAGUGCAUGUUGUUUAGCUGCGAUUAGCAGAGAAUCGGGUAUCUUUGCAGUGUUUGGGGAUUUGCGGCAUUGGUUCAAUUGGGGCCUGUGACAUAAGCUGGUGUAAGAAAAAGGCAAGUGGGUUUGGUUGGUAAGAGUUGAUGCUUUAGGAGGAGGAGAAACUUCAAUGGGUGGUUAGAAAUAUCUGCAUCUUUAGGAGAGGAGGAGUUGAGGUGGGUGGUGGUUCAGGGCUGGCAUUGGAGAAUUAUCUGGAUUCCAGCCACCGAACGGCGACGCCGUUGGCGUCACCGGCUCCGGUGGCUGGAGGCCAAGCUCAACCAGCCUCUUCUAGUUCAGGUAUUGCUUACUUUACCAACGAGCACAAGCAGAAUUCUGGCAACUUGCAAUUGAGUGGACCUUUUGGCAGUUUGGCUCAACGAUAUUCUUUAGUUGGAAGGGUUGAUUUGGGAAAAGUUGCCGGUGACAUGAAUCAAGUUCUGAACAGUGGAGCAAACUCAGGGCCAAGUGUGGGGACAAGUUCUUUAGUUACAGACGCCAAUUCAACACUCUCUGGUGGCACCCAGCUACAGCGGAGUGCAAGUACUAAUACUGAUUCUUUUAUGCGCCUUCCAGCAUCGCCAAUGUCAUUUUCAUCUGGAAAUAUAAGCAUGUCGGGUUCUUCUGUUAUGGAUGGUUCAUCCUUAGCACAACAGAGUGGCUCUUCAAUAACUCGGCUUGAGUCUAAUCAAGAUCAAACAUCUCAGCAGCAGCAGCUUCAACAGAGGCAGCAACAAGGUGUGUCAACUCCAACUUCACAGCAAAAAUUGCAGCAAACACCACCACAGCAGGUUUCGUCUCAACAAAUCCAAGUCACAGGAAGUGGACCGCAGCUUGCUGGACAACAAAAUGCUGGUAGUGGUCAGCAGCUAGGGCAACAGCACCUUGGACAACGGCUUCCUAGUCAGGUCCUUAUGUCUCCCAAACUUGAAAAGAGUGACCAAAUGCUGCAACCACCUCCAAUGCUGAAGCCUGUGAAACAGGAAGAUGGAAUACAACAACAAGUAGCUCAGCAAAUUAUGCAGAGGUCAACCGAAACUGUUUUGGCUGCCCAGUUUCAGAGGCAAGAAUCCUUGCAGCGGCCUCCUGCGCAGUUGCAGGCUUUUAUUCAGCAACAAAGGAUAUUGCAACAGCAACAGCAACAGCAACAGCAGUUGUUGCAGUCUUUACCCCAGCAUGUUCAGCGUUCUCAUCUUCAGCAACAGCAGCAACAAUUGCGACAUCAUUUGCAGCAGCACAACAUCCAGCCCCCAUCUUUGACCAAGCAACCCACUAUGGAGAAUGGACUCUGUGCACGUCGCCUCAUGCAGUAUAUAUAUCAUCAGCGACAUCGUGAAACUGCGAAUAGUAUCACUUUUUGGAGGAGUUUUGUGGCUGAAUACUUUGCUCCUCGUGCUAAGAAAAGGUGGUGUCUAUCUAAGUAUGGGAAUGUUGGGCAUCAUACUCUGGGUGUUUAUCCUCAAGCUGCAAUGGAUAUAUGGCAAUGUGAGAUCUGCGGAACAAAACCAGGUCGAGGAUUUGAGACAACUGUUGAGGUGCUACCUAGACUCUGCAAGAUCAAGUUUGACAGUGGAGUGAUAGACGAACUCCUUUUUGUUGACAUACCACGUGAAUACAGACUCCCUUCAGGGGUAAUGGUCUUGGAGUAUGGAAAAGCAAUCCAAGAAAGUGUUUACGAACAACUCCGUGUUGUUCGCAAUGGCCAGUUAAGAAUAAUUUUCACUCCUGAGUUGAAGAUUUUGUCUUGGGAAUUUUGUGCAAGAAGUCAUGAAGAACUUUUACCUCGCAGGAUUGUAGCACCUCAGGUGAGUCAAUUGGCAAUGGUGGCACAGAAGUAUCAGAAUGCUGCAGCACAAAGUGGGUCUUCUGGUCUCUCUGCACAAGAUUUACAACAAAAUUGUAAUAUGUUUGUGACAACUGGGCGGCAGCUGGCACGUAAUCUAGAAUUGCAGUCACUGAAUGACCUUGGCUUUUCCAAGAGAUAUGUUCGCUGCCUGCAGAUAUCUGAGGUGGUGAACAGCAUGAAGGAUCUGAUUGACUUCAGUCGGGAAAAUAACAUGGGCCCAAUUGCAAGUUUAAAUAAUUUUCCUCGGCACACUGCUGCUUCUAAACUCCAAAGUCAGCAGAUGCAGCAAGGAGAACCUGUAACAAAUAUUCAGGGAUCAACACCAGACCAAAGUAGCAUGAAAAUAAAUCCUAUGCAUGCAAAUAUGAAUGGCCAGAUGAAUAAUCACCUUGGUGGAAGUGUCAAUAAUUCAUCUCACAAUUCUGCAGCCCUGAGUAACUAUCAAAACCUUCUUCGCCAAAAUUCAAUGCCUACUUCACAGAAUAAUUUACAGCAAGAAGCAUCUUGUUCUUUUGGUGGACCAAGUCAAACCCCCCAGGGUAAUUCCUUGCAAAGUCCUCAUUCCAUUUCAUUUCAGGGUGCAUUAUCCUCAAUGCCUGGAAGCCUUCAGAAUGCUUCUCUUAUUGGUUUGUCCAAUUCCAUCCAGCAAAAUUCUGUAGGUGCAAACUUGCUGCAGCAAACACAUCCACAAUCAUCUCAGGUCAGUCCACAUAUUUCGCAGCAUGUACUGCAACACCUUAUACAAGAAAUGAUGAACAAUGGAGGGACACCACAACAGGCAUUGGUUGGACAAGGUUCAAAUGGAAAUAUUGCAGGGAACAUGCUAAAUGGUUUAAAUGGAUCUGGAAGCCUUGGCAUUGGAUCUAGUGCAGUAAGAAGUGCUGGCAUGGUAGGCAAUGGGUUGGGUUAUGGAAACAACAAUAUUUCUAACAUAGCUGGAAAUACAGGAGGCAAUCUUGGUGGAGCAGGCAAUCUAAUCCCAGGCAGAAGCAAUAGCUUUAGGAAUUUAGCCAAUAAUGCUGUGCCUGUGGGCAGCAUUGGAUCCAGUGGUUUUGGUGGAAGACUCAACUUGGGUGCUGUAGCUCAGCCACACGACAUGCACUUACAAGAUGUGGUUCAAGAUCUUCCACAUGACUUCACGGAUAAUGGCAUUUCAAAUGGUCUGGCAGGAAACGGUGAUACCGGUGAUAUGUCAUUUGGCUGGAAGCCCUUUUGAAGCCAGUUGUAUGCAACAGCUAAGCGCUUGGUUCUUAUAUCACAUGCAUUUUACAUAAUUAUUUAGAUGGAACAAUUGGGCAAAUAUGUGGAAGUGUAAUAUUACAAUUCUGAAUUUUGUGCUGGCAUUUUGGUUGGUUGAAGUUUGAUAUUAGAAUUCACAAACAGAUUUAAAUUAUUGGAGCUGGCAGUUUUGCUCUCAUAAAGGAUAUAUUGUAACUUUAUAUGCCCUGGUUAAGGGGACUCUCAUGCAUCUUCAAAGAGGAGCGUUUUCUUCACCAUAACCAUCUCCAAGUCAACAUUGUAUAGUACUUCGGGCUUUUGUUUCACUGCCUCGUAUACAUUGUUUGUAGUUUUUGUUUCUAUAAAAGGGCAGUUUUCUCUUUGGUUUAAACAUUUUACUUUCAGCCCAAAGCUGUUGGCGUUUGAUUCAUCACAUCCUUUUGUAACAAAGGCUUUGCAAUAUGUAUUAAGAUCAAGCAUUUUCAUUGAA